AUGACCUCUACUGUGAGGACCUCAUAUCUGGGAUCGAUGUUUCGCCUAACUAGCUCGAGACCAUGCCUGUCACAUGCACAUGAGGGCCGACACCAAGAAACCACGCCAAGUACGAAUGAUUCUCAAGAUCUAAGGACAACAGCAAUUACCUUGAGGUACGCUAUUCUUUGGAUAAAGAGGCUCCUGCAGACGCUCAACAUAGAAAUGGGAGAGAGAAAAGAAGCAGCUUCAACGCUGCCUUUAGUCCUUAGAGGGGAAAUGCCAUCGCCUGCGAAUGGUUCUGCUUAA
Messenger RNA from Necator americanus (New World hookworm), 288 nucleotides. RefSeq lists its product as uncharacterized. The transcript is spliced from 3 exons. The coding region runs from base 1 to 288 and encodes 95 amino acids. The record is from RefSeq and is a predicted model, not a curated record. NCBI's taxonomy places the organism in Eukaryota, Metazoa, Nematoda, Chromadorea, Rhabditida, Ancylostomatidae.